This is a messenger RNA of Ipomoea nil (Japanese morning glory), 3378 nucleotides long. Its product is annotated as kinesin-like protein NACK1. The transcript is spliced from 15 exons. Gene Ontology annotation, molecular function: ATP binding; microtubule motor activity; microtubule binding. The record is from RefSeq and is a predicted model, not a curated record. Bases 252 to 3134 code for a protein of 960 amino acids. Gene Ontology annotation, biological process: microtubule-based movement. NCBI's taxonomy places the organism in Eukaryota, Viridiplantae, Streptophyta, Magnoliopsida, Solanales, Convolvulaceae.
AUUCUCACUGUCACUCUCACGCUGUAUCGCGCAUCUCAUUAUAGCUUUCCAUUUCCGCUCUCUCUUCGCCUGCGCUCUCUCUCUCAAUCACACUGCGACUCAAUCGGCCUUGAUUUCUCAGAUAAAUUAUUGCUAUAGGAUAGUAUUCUGUAUAAGUUCAGCUUCUCUUGGAUAGGUGUACUUUCUGUUGAUUGAGGCACCUCUGCUCAAAGGUUUAUUGAUCGAGAAGUGCUUAAAUAUAUACAGUCAGCAUGACAGCUAAAACUCCCGGUACACCAGCUUCAAAGUUAGAAAGGACACCAGCUAGUACUCCAGGUGGGCACAGAGCAAGAGAAGAGAAAAUUGUUGUUACAGUACGGUUAAGACCAUUGAACAAAAGGGAGCAAUCAGCCAAGGACAAUGUAGCAUGGGAAUGCAUUGAUGAUCAUACAAUUGUGUAUAAACCAACACCCCAAGAACGUUCUCCGCAACCAACCUCAUCAUUUACGUUUGAUAAAGUGUUUGGUCCCAAUAGCUUCACUGAAACAGUAUACGAGGAAGGAGUAAAGAAUGUGGCUUUAUCGGCUUUAAUGGGGAUCAAUGCAACCAUUUUUGCUUAUGGGCAAACAAGCAGUGGGAAGACUUUCACUAUGAGAGGAAUUACAGAGAAAGCUGUUAAUGACAUCUAUUCCCAUAUAGCAAAUACACCAGAAAGAGAAUUUAGAAUAAGGAUAUCUGGACUAGAAAUCUACAAUGAAAACGUCAGGGACCUAUUGAAUUCAGAAUCUGGCCGUAAUCUCAAGCUUCUAGAUGAUCCUGAGAAAGGAACUAUGGUUGAAAAGUUGGUUGAAGAAACAGCUGCUAAUGAUCAACAUCUCAGACAGUUGAUUAGUAUUUGUGAGGCUCAAAGACAAGUUGGUGAAACUGCCCUUAAUGAUACUAGCUCACGGUCUCACCAGAUAAUAAGACUGACAAUAGAAAGUAUCCUUCGUGAAAGUUCAGGUUGUGUCAGGUCUUAUGUUGCAAGCUUGAACUUUGUAGAUUUAGCUGGAAGUGAAAGAGCCUCACAGACAAAUGCUGAUGGUGCUAGGCUCCGGGAAGGCUGCCAUAUUAACCUCAGUUUGAUGACUCUUACAACUGUAAUAAGAAAGCUCAGUGUGGGCAAAAGAACCGGUCAUAUACCCUACCGAGAUUCAAAGCUGACACGCAUACUGCAGCAUUCCCUAGGUGGAAAUGCUCGUACUGCCAUCAUAUGCACUUUGAGUCCAGCUUCUAGUCAUAUUGAACAAUCCCGUAAUACUCUCCUAUUUGCUACUCGUGCAAAGGAAGUCACAAACAAUGCUCAAGUUAACAUGGUUGUUUCCGACAAACAGCUUGUUAAGCAUUUGCAGAAGGAGGUGGCCAGACUCGAAGCUGAGCUGCGCACACCAGAUAUUUCGAAUGAGAAAGAUUUGAAAAUUCGGCAGAUGGAGAUGGAAAUUGAAGAGUUGAGGCGUCAAAGAGAUCUUGCACAGUCCCAAGCGGAUGAGUUACGCAGGAAGCUGCAGGAGGAACAGGGAUUUAAACCAUUUGAGCCAACUAGUCCAGUUCCAAAGAAGUGUCUCUCUUUCUCUGCCACAUCACCAAACCUUGAAGGAAAGGGACGAGUUCGUUGUGAAAGAACAAGAAAUACAAUGGGGAGGCAGUCGAUGAGGCAAUCAUUAGCUGCUCCUUUCACACUCAUGCAUGAAAUUAAGAAACUUGAACAUCUUCAGGAACAACUUGGAGAUGAAGCAUAUCGGGCACUAGAAGUACUGCAGAAAGAGGUAACUUGUUAUAGACAAGGUAACCAAGAUGCUGCAGAGACUAUUGCUAAGCUCCAAGCAGAGAUUAGGGAAAUGUGUGCAGUCCGGCCUGUUCCAAAAGAAGUAGAAGUUGAAGUUGAAGUUGCUGUCAAUAAGAGUGUCAGUGCAAACCUCAAGGAAGAGAUUGCCAGACUUCAUUCUCAAGGUAGCACAAUCGCUGAUCUUGAAGAGCAACUGGAAAAUGUUCAGAAGUCUAUAGACAAAUUAGUAAUGUCUCUUCCAAGUGGCAAUGACCCAGAUUCAAAUGAUGUAACUACGAAGUCUAAAAAUCCAUCGAAGAAGAAGAAAUUACUUCCAUUAGCAUCUAACAACAGCAUUAACAUGCAAAAUUUCAUCAGAUCUCCAUGUUCACCUUUAUCAUCUACUUGCCAAGUAAUGAACUCUGAAAUUGAAAAUAGAGCUCCAGAAUAUGAUGAUGCUGUGUCACUAGAAACUCAACAAGUGCUUGAGAAAGAGACUCCUACAAAAAGUGAAGGUGGGCUGUCAUCAAAAGAAGGUACUCCUGAUCGACGUUCUGGUUCAGUCAACAUGAGAAAAAUGCAGAAGAUGUUCCAAGAAGCAGCAGAAGAGAAUGUUAGAAGCAUAAGAGCAUAUGUGACAGAACUUAAAGAACGUGUUGCCAAGCUGCAAUACCAAAAGAAACUACUUGUCUGCCAGGUGCUUGAGCUUGAAGCAAAUGAAGCAGCUGGAUACAGUUUGGAGAAUGAUGAUAUUCCUGAGAUAGUGGAGGAGUCUCCAGCUUCAUGGCACAUAAUAUUUAGGGAGCAACGACAACAGAUCAUUGACCUGUGGGAUGUUUGCUAUGUCUCCAUUAUUCAUAGAUCACAGUUCUAUCUAUUAUUCAAGGGAGACCCUGCUGACCAGAUAUACAUGGAAGUUGAACUUAGACGCUUGACUUGGUUACAGCAGCACCUAGCUGAGCUUGGAAAUGCAACCCCAGCAGCUAAUGUAGGAAAUGAGCCAACCAUUUCCAUAUCAUCAAGUAUGAAAGCGCUAAGGAGGGAAAGGGAGUUUCUUGCAAAAAGAUUGACCACCCGUUUGACCGUUGAGGAAAGAGAUGCAUUAUACAUGAAAUGGGAUGUUCCAUUAGAGGCCAAGCAAAGGAAGCUGCAGUUCAUAAACAAACUUUGGACAAAUCCGCAUGACAUGAAACACAUACAAGAGAGUGCAGAGAUUGUGGCAAGGCUUGUAGGUUUCUCCGAGAGUGGAAAUAUGUCGAGGGAAAUGUUCGAGCUCAAUUUUAACCUUCCAUCAGAUAAGCGACCUUGGUUUAUGGGCUGGAACCAAAUUUCAGACCUUCUUCAUCUAUAAGAAAGUAUAACAAUUCUUUCUGUAAGUAAAUUAUGUUGUCAUGUUCUUUCAGUGUAUAAAUUUAUUUUUGCUGUCCUCCCGUUUAUACUGUGUUUGAAUUGGGAUUUGGGGCAUAAUGUCAUGCUCACUGUUUUCUCCUGAACAAGGCUCACUGUUUUCUCCUGAACAAGGCUCUGGAUCAAAAUUAUGCCAAUGCUUUUUUUUUUUUAAUUUUUUUUUUUUUUGGUUCUGCAUGUUGUUGUUA